AUGCCCUCCUUCCUCGCCGACGACGCCGACCGUGCUGCCUACCAGGCUUCCUACUCCCAAUACGCUCCCUCGUCGGCGCUGAGCGAGAAGCAACCCCCGCUGACCAACGGUGACUCCAAUGCCACUCAGCAUUACUCGACCACCCGCGUCUUGACCAACGGCACCUCCAUCUCGAGCCAGGCUUCGUCGCUGCCAAACGGUGGUCCCGUCGGCGGUCCCCACGACGACAAGAAGUCGCCCGGCCACUCCAUGGACACGGUUCGUGUCUCGCAUUCUGAGUCGACCCGAAACCAGCUGGACGGUGCGGACGCAGGAGGAAGACUGGGAACCCGCGACGACGGAUACUUUGCCGCCGUGCAGAACGGUGUCGCCGAGGACGGUUGUCUGACCACCCACGUGAGGCUUGAGCCGUCAUCGCCCCACGGAGACGGCCCUCAACCCGCCAGGACCGUCGCGCUAUCACCCACGCAAACCGCGCCCGAGCCGCCCGUCGCCCAGAGGAAGAACUCGACCGCCACCACCUCGAGCCACCCAGCUCCUGACCAGACCUUGCGCGUGCCUGGCUCGUCGACGCAUCGUCUCUCCUCACCCCCCGCAUUCGGCGGCAACCCGCCGGGCUCCUCAUCGACAGCCUCCACCGCCCAGGCCCCUGGACUGCAGCACCGCCACACCCUGGAGGUCCCCAAGGCAUCCGGCUACCGCUCCUCACGAGAGGCUCAGCGCAACUCGGACGACAUGGUCGUUUCGGCCACCGGACGCUUUUCUCCCAACACGCCCACCAAGAGAAGAGGCUCCAUGUCGCUGGUCAGGCGCACCACGCGCUCAAUGCAGUCGGAUAUGCACCUCGACGAAACCCAGGCCGACGAAGAUGCUGCUCGCUGGGCAGAGCAUAUUCGCCAGAAGAGAGCCAGCAAGAGAAAGAGGAAGGAGGAUGAAGAUGAUGACCGUGUGGUCGUGGGUACUAAGGUGGACCAGAACCACGUGAACUGGGUUACGGCCUACAACAUGUUGACCGGUAUCCGUUUCACCGUCUCGCGGACGAAUGCCAAGAUGGACCGGCCGCUUACCGAUGCCGAUUUCGAGGCCAGGCAUAAGUUCUCCUUCGAUAUCACUGGCAACGAGCUGACGCCGUCCGCCAAAUACGACUUCAAGUUCAAGGACUACGCACCCUGGGUGUUCCGCCAUCUGCGGCAGACGUUCAAGAUCGACCCUGCGGACUACCUGAUGUCGUUGACUAGCAAGUACAUUCUUUCCGAACUGGGAUCUCCCGGCAAGAGUGGAAGCUUUUUCUAUUUUUCGCGAGACUAUAAGUACAUCAUCAAGACCAUCCACCAUGCCGAGCACAAGUUCCUCCGGAGGAUCCUCAAGGACUACUACAACCACGUUAGGGAGAACCCCAACACGUUGCUUUCUCAGUUUUACGGUCUUCACCGUGUGAAAAUCCCCUACGGCCGCAAAAUCCACUUCGUGGUGAUGAACAACUUGUUCCCGCCGCACAGGGAUAUCCAUCGCACGUUCGACUUGAAGGGAUCGACCAUCGGAAGAGAUUUCAAGGAGGAGGAUUUGGAGAAGAACCCCAGAGCCACCUUGAAAGAUCUCAACUGGUUGAGGCGGAACCUGCACCUGGAGUUUGGACCUGUCAAGAAGCAGGCUUUCAUUGAGCAGAUGGACAGGGAUGUGCAGCUCUUGAAGAAGCUGAAGAUCAUGGACUACUCGCUCUUGGUUGGUAUCCAUGACCUGGAGAAGGGCAACGAGGAAAACCUUCGCGACAAGACCCUUCAGGUGUUCCAGCCCGGUGGAGAUGCUGCGGAGGAUCACAUACCCGAUCCUCUUCAGCGGACGCCCUCGAAGCUGGAAAACGCUCGGAAGGCAAAGGAGCUCCGCCAGAUCAUCAAGAACCAGAAGCCGAUUCCCAUGGACCAGAGCAGCAAUAAGAUGCCAGAUGACGUGCAGGAGACUCGGAAGCACUUCUAUUUCUACAGCGAUGAUGGGGGCUUCCAAGCCACCCACGAGAACAACACGCCCGGAGAGGAGAUUUACUACCUGGGAAUCAUCGAUUGCUUGACUCACUACUCUUUUAUCAAACGAAUGGAGCAUUUCUUCAAGGGCCUCACAAACACAGAGUCUCAAAUCUCCGCCAUCCCUCCGGAACGGUACGGCGACCGCUUCGUGCGCUUCAUCAGUGGUGUUACCAAGACGCGCGAGCUCGCCGAGCAGGAGAAACAACAGGGAGAGGUCAUAAACGACCCUGCAUUGAAGGGCGUUAACCUGCAACCCAACAAGACCGACGAGGUCAUGGAGAAGGCCGAGCACCAAGCGCAGAAAUCAAUUCGGCACGGCGCACACGAGGAUGAUGUGCCCGAGCGCGCCAUCCACCCGGCCCGUAGCCCUUCGGCGGAAAGAGGUGAGCCUCACGGGAGCAUUCUACCUGUCGUUGAGGAGGUCGGCGAGUCCGGAAGCGUCGGCGGCCGCAGCGCCCGCAGUCACGAAGCAUCUCCUCAUCUGCGUCCGAGCUCCGAGCUGCCCAUCAGGCCACCCCCUACGCCUCCCAAGGACAGCAGGGAUGAGGAUCAGCGGCCGCCUACUCCUCCCAAGGACGGCCGGUACCAGCCGCAGGGCUCGCCACCCACGCCGCCGAAGGAAGAGCGCGGCCGUUCCCAGGAUAAGACACUCCCGAUUCCGCCGCCGAACUUUGCCAGCACCUUCACCCGAAGCCCGUCCCGGAUGAAACCAGUGGACAUGGAGGAGAGAGUCGCAAGAGUGGAUGCGCGGGUCAACUAA
Molecule: messenger RNA, 2781 nt
Organism: Lasiodiplodia theobromae
Lineage: Eukaryota; Fungi; Ascomycota; Dothideomycetes; Botryosphaeriales; Botryosphaeriaceae
Product: Multicopy suppressor of Stt4 mutation
Exons: 3
Coding region: 1-2781 (926 amino acids)
Biological process (GO): phosphatidylinositol metabolic process
Molecular function (GO): phosphatidylinositol kinase activity
Source: RefSeq, a predicted model, not a curated record